Phalacrocorax carbo (great cormorant) is the source of this 1417-nucleotide messenger RNA. The record is from RefSeq and is a predicted model, not a curated record. NCBI's taxonomy places the organism in Eukaryota, Metazoa, Chordata, Aves, Suliformes, Phalacrocoracidae.
CUGCACUUCCUCCUGCUGCUGGCACCUCCCCACAGCUCUGGGCACAGCCAGGACGGUGGCUCGCACCACUCCACGGGCUGCCCGCGGUACUGGGGGCCCUGGGAGGAUUGCCCUACCGAGGAAUACCUCUGCCUGCACCUAGAAGCCCUGGGGCACCAGUGCCACUUCUUCUGCCCAAGUGACAGGCAGCAGCAGCAAAGCCCCUCCUCUCCCGGAGUCCCCACGGACCUCUCUGCCUCUGGCAAGCAGGAACACUGCUUGGCCACCUGCUAGAGCCUGCUUCACCCACCUCCCCAGCAUGCGGACACCAACGGCGAUGAUCGUGGGGCUGGUGCUGUGCCCCUGUGGGCUCCUGCUGAUGCUCACAGGCACACUGGCACCCAGCUGGAGGAAGGUGAGCCUCAUACCUGAUGAGCCCAUUGACCUCAUCUUGGAGCAGGGCCUCUGGGAUAUAUGCAGUGAGCGGCAGAGCAGCCAUGUCCGCCAAUGCAGCCAGGCUGAUAAGCUGGGCUACUUUGAAGAGCUGCCUGUGCGGGUGGCCCAAGGGCUGAUGCCCACCUCGCUGGUGCUCACCUCUCUGGGCUUGGUGGUAGCUGCCCUGGGGGUUCGCUGCUGGCAGAAGGAGCCACAGCACCUGCUGGCUGGCAUAGCAGGGCUUGUGCUGCUCCUCCCAGGGCUACUGAGCCUUGCACCUGCCUCCUGGUAUACCCAUGAGCUGUGGGCACUGCCUGCACCGGCUGGCAGCACGCUGGUUGUAGGCUACAGCUUGGUGCUGAGCUACUUGGGAAGCUGCCUGGAGAUCUUGGGGGGACUGGCUCUCGCCCUCAGCUUCCACCACUGCCGCAAGGAGCGGGGGGCCCCCAAACUGCCCCCCAGCCCUGUGAUGGAGGCUGGGCCAUGGUCUACCACGGGCGCUUACCGCAAUCCCUGGGACGUGCUGGAAGACGAGCGAGAUGGACGACAUUGGAGGACGAGCCUGCCUUGUGACUCUGACUUGUAGCCCCAGCACAGGGACAGCAGUGGGCACGGGCCAGCCUGGCACUGAGAGCAGUGCUGGAUCCUGCCCCUCCAAGCCAUGCCCUUCUCUUGGGGUACCCCAGAGCAGGCUGCAAACAAGACCAAGGACCUGGCUUGAAUCUCUGCAACCUCCUCAAAUGCCCGGUGUGCUCCAGGGCCCACAACUGUGCCAAAGCUGUGCCAGGCCGAGGACCAGACCUGGCUCCAGUCCCUCCAUGCAGCUUUUAGCUCAUCCUCCUGCACCAUGCAGCAGCUUGGACAAAGGCAGCUCCGGUGUUCCCAUGUGAGCAAGGUACAGGUUUGCACUGUGUAGAUUUCAGGGUUGGGAAUUGUGGAAGGGAGCACCUCCCACAUGCCUGCUCAACUCAGGGCUGUGCAAAGAGCAAAAUAAAUUAAGAGG